Molecule: messenger RNA, 790 nt
Organism: Chaetura pelagica (chimney swift)
Lineage: Eukaryota; Metazoa; Chordata; Aves; Apodiformes; Apodidae
Product: transmembrane protein 106C-like
Exons: 8
Biological process (GO): glycolytic process
Molecular function (GO): 6-phosphofructokinase activity
Source: RefSeq, a predicted model, not a curated record
ACCUUUUCCAGCCAGAUCCAGCCUCGUCCUUGUCUUCCAGCUGGUGGUGAAACGUCUGGGAUACGACACCAGGGUCACCAUCCUGGGCCACGUCCAGCGCGGUGGGACCCCCUCGGCCUUCGACCGCAUCCUGGGCAGCCGGAUGGGGGUUGAAGCUGUCAUGGCUCUGCUGGAGGGGACCCCAGAGACCCCUGCUUGUGUCAUCAGCCUCUCGGGCAACCAGGCUGUGCGUCUGCCCCUCAUGGAGUGUGUCCAGGUGCUCCACAUGGGCUCUGUGCUCACCCCCCCGGCUCCCAGCGCCCCCCCCCGGCAGGGGCAGGACCCUGAGGAAGAGGAGGAGGAGGAUGAUGGUCCCUUGGGCAACCAACCCCCUGGGCAGGAGGUGGCCAAGUUUCCCUACGUGGAGUUCCCAGGGCAGGACAACAUCCCCUGCCCCACCUGCCAGGGCACGGGCUGCAUCCCUGCAGAGCAGGUCAAUGAGCUGGUGGCUCUGAUCCCCUACAGUGACCAGAGGCUGAGGCCCCACAGGACGUUCUCUGAGCAGGAACCUGUUGCUGUGAACUUCACUGUGAAGGUGGAGCUGGGUGGACCCUUCUCCUACGUGUAUUUCUUCUGCACGUUCCCCAGGGUGAAGGUUCACAACAUUGUCAUCUUCAUGAGGACCUCAGUGAAACUCUCCUACCUUGGCCACGGGACACAGAGCACCUUGGAGACCCAUCACUACGUGGACUGCAGCACCAACUCCACAGCUGCCCAGGACCUCCUAGCCUUGCCCUCCUCUUCCUCAUGA